Molecule: messenger RNA, 2004 nt
Organism: Fomitiporia mediterranea MF3/22
Lineage: Eukaryota; Fungi; Basidiomycota; Agaricomycetes; Hymenochaetales; Hymenochaetaceae
Product: P-loop containing nucleoside triphosphate hydrolase protein
Exons: 13
Coding region: 1-2004 (667 amino acids)
Biological process (GO): SRP-dependent cotranslational protein targeting to membrane
Cellular component (GO): endoplasmic reticulum membrane; signal recognition particle receptor complex
Molecular function (GO): GTPase activity; ATP hydrolysis activity; signal recognition particle binding
Source: RefSeq, a predicted model, not a curated record
AUGCUUGACCACUGUUCUAUAUCGCACAAGGGAGGGCUUGUUCUUUGGAAGCGCUCGUUCACUCCGACAGCGGCGCAGUCGGUGGCCAACCCGUCAACGUCGCCAGUGAAUUCCCUCAUCCGUGACGUCCUUAUUGAAGGACGCAGUGGAGAAAAUAAAUAUGAGAAGGAUGGAUAUGCCAUUAGAUGGACGUUCGUGAAUGAACUUGAACUAAUCUUUGUCGUUGCGUACCAGCGGAUUUUGCAGCUCACCUACGUCGAAGAUCUUCUCGCAGCUAUUAAGGCAUUGUUCGUCAAGCUUUUCGAACCAUUCCUGGCGACAUUCGUGGAGUCUCUGCAUUCGCUAAAUAACAAAUCAGCACGAGUUGCCUCUCUCCAAACGUGGGACUUCCUCAAAGCGUUUGAAGGAUGGGAUAGGGUAUUCGAUAAAUUGCUUAAGGGUCUUGAAGACAAGUCUGCACAGGACCGAAAGUCGAAAGCAAGACCCGUAGGGCGCGUUGGAGCUUCCAUCACUCCUCCAUCGGACGAUGCUACAGAACCCGCCAUUUCACCGGAAACACCGCUUGAUGAAGAGCAAAUAUCGCGGAACGUACAAGCCUUGAAAAAUAGACUACGGGGGAAGGGCCGACGUCGAGGGGUGGGGCGCGUGGAUUCUGGAAGUGGAAGAGACAGUCUUCACGCCUCAGACUCCGACACUCCAUCCAAGAAGAAAGGCAAAGCAAAAUCGCAACGAAAGUGGGGAAACGAAGCUCCCACUGAAGCUGAUAUGGAAUCACUCGACUUCAGCGUAGACAAGCCCGGUGCUGGACCGGAUUCUCGCAGACCUGCUGCAUCCCCUGAUGUAGACGCAUUGGUCGACAAGGAUUCAUUGGGUACCCGAAGGGAGGACGGGCUAUAUGAAAUCAAGGACUGGGAGUUCAAUAAGGGUAAUGACGGUGCGGACUUCAUCUCACGCGCUCUUGCCGCUCAACAACAGCGUGAGGAACCACAGAAGUCGAAUGGGUCACUGGGAGCUCUCGGGUCUAUCUUUGCCCGCCUGACCGGGUCCAAGGUCCUGACCGAGAGCGACCUCAAGCCAGUGUUGGAAAGCAUGAAACAACACCUUAUGAAGAAGAACGUAGCGAAGGAAAUAGCUGACAAGAUUUGCGAGGGUGUCGGUGAAGGACUCGUUGGGAAGAAAGUUGGAGGCUUCCAAACGAUCAAUGCGACUGUGCGACAGGCUCUUUCCACGUCAUUGACGCGAAUUUUAACUCCAAGCACUUCCACUGAUCUUCUCUUGUCUGUUCGGACGAAGUUGUCGUCACCUCUGCCAUCGACACAGCAGCGUCUUCCGUACAGUAUGGUGUUUGUUGGGGUCAACGGUGUUGGGAAGAGUACGAACCUAUCCAAAGUCUGCUUUUGGCUAAUUCAAAAUGGCUUCAAAGUUUUGAUCGCUGCCUGCGACACGUUCCGGAGCGGUGCCGUUGAGCAGUUGAGGGUACAUGUUCGUAACCUUGGAAUGCUUGAUGUGAGCGGCCCCGAUGGAAAGGGCGGUGUCGAGCUUUUCGAGCGUGGCUACGGAAAGGAUGCAGCCGGUAUCGCCAAGGAAGCCAUAACAUAUGCUAAAGAUCAUAACUUUGAUGUUGUCCUUAUCGACACCGCAGGCCGGAUGCAAGACAACGAGCCUUUAAUGCGAGCCCUGGCCAAGCUUGUUUCGACAAACAACCCAGAUAAAAUCAUAUUCGUCGGCGAGGCGCUAGUUGGCAACGAAGCGGUCGAUCAAUUGUCCAAGUUUGAUCGUGCACUGCGAGACUUCUCUUCAGCCUCUGAAACAACUGGAAGAGGCCGCGGUAUAGAUGGUAUGCUCGUCACCAAGUGGGACACUGUAGAUGACAAGGUCGGAGCCGCGUUGUCCAUGACAUACGUAACUGGGCAACCCAUUAUUUUCGUCGGCUGCGGUCAGACAUACACCGACUUACGCCAACUCCGAGUUUCAAAUGUAGUCCAAGCACUCUUGAGUGACUGA